AUGGAAGACAAAGACGAGGACGCCGUCCGUGGCACCUCGGUCGAGCCAACUCAAGUCGAGACCGACCUCUCUGACGAGACUCAGGACUUCCGCUUACUGAGUCACCUCAAUUUUCUAACCGACACAUCCUCACCCGGCCUCCCAAAACGCGGCGAAAAAGACUUCGAACCAAAUCCAACCGAACACCAAGCCGAUGUCCUCUCCAAAUCCCGCGAGGCAAUGCACGAUGCCCUCGCGCAUCCCCGUCUGCAUAACCUCAACACCAGGGUUAUUGCCUUUUAUGCGCCAGAUGGUCCUACGCCCCCGCCCGGUAUCGAUAUCGAAGAUCCAGCCAGAUUUGGCGACAAGGGUGUCGGUGCAAAUGUACAUCCGGAUAGCUGUGUCUACGUGCCUAAUCCGAAGGGCCAGUAUUUCAAAAAUAUGGGCCAGUCGGAUCGUUGGAAUAGAGUCUGGUUAUUGCCCGAAGAAGCGCUGUUCUUGAUUGAGCGCGGGAGCUUGGAUAUUCGCUGGCCGAUUGAAAUGACCGCUGCACCGGAUGAUGAGGGCCCUGAGGAAUUGUCUAUCCCGAUGAGUUUGCAGGCGGCUUAUGCGUGUUUUAUGGGCCGAUCUGGACUUACGCUGGAGCGAUAUACUGUCUACACUGGAUUGAAGCGGACUGGGUAUGCGCUGACUCGGGCUCCGGGCUGGGAUGAAACUGCGCAGGUGGAGGGACUGAAGGAUCAAAAUCAAGAAUGUGCUUCGCAGCGUCCUCUGAAGCGUGGGGCCGGUCUGGCGGGUAUUUUGGAGCAGCUUUUUAGCUGGGCUCAAGAUCCUUUCUCCACUAGGUCUACGGCGGCUGGUCCGGUCGUGGGAUGUGGCAUGCAUCGCAACUAUAAUAACAUUUACCGCCAACUGGCCAUGAUCCCAUGGUACGACCCCAGUCUCGCAAUUGAUAGAGAUCCCCUCGACACGACCCCUCCAUUCCGAGUGGUGUUCCACGCCUACAGACCUUCUACCCCGAUCAAGAAGUCCGCCUGGCCAGUUCCGGAUUUCCGCAUUGCUGUGGUAAAUACACGCGAGACAGCCUCGAUUCCUACUCUCGCUCAACUCGGUGCACUGCUGGAAAGUACACCGCUGGACCCACCGAACGGCGAGAAGAUGAAGCGAUUAGUCUAUAUGCGUCUGCGACACGGUUAUCGCAAUGUUGUCAUGGCGGUGGUGGAUCAAGGCAUUGUGAGCUAUCUAAGAAUUGCUGAUGCGGCAUUCGGAAAAGAAAAGCUGUACGAGACGCAGAUUGCUUCGAUGGGAAACAAACGGAAUGGAAAUUUUCGUGGAAAGAAGAGGUGA
This is a messenger RNA of Penicillium waksmanii, 1326 nucleotides long. RefSeq names its product tRNA-splicing endonuclease subunit SEN54 family protein. Gene Ontology annotation, biological process: tRNA-type intron splice site recognition and cleavage. The coding region runs from base 1 to 1326 and encodes 441 amino acids. NCBI's taxonomy places the organism in Eukaryota, Fungi, Ascomycota, Eurotiomycetes, Eurotiales, Aspergillaceae. The transcript is spliced from 3 exons. Gene Ontology annotation, cellular component: tRNA-intron endonuclease complex. The record is from RefSeq and is a predicted model, not a curated record.